Molecule: messenger RNA, 2244 nt
Organism: Acipenser ruthenus (sterlet)
Lineage: Eukaryota; Metazoa; Chordata; Actinopteri; Acipenseriformes; Acipenseridae
Product: prosaposin-like
Exons: 11
Coding region: 110-1273 (387 amino acids)
Biological process (GO): sphingolipid metabolic process
Cellular component (GO): lysosome
Source: RefSeq, a predicted model, not a curated record
ACAUGUGUUUUGUGAUAGGCUAGCUUCCCUACCAUUCGCUUGUUUAUAACCUGCUUGAUGUUCUACUUGCAAAACAAGACCGCAGCUGUCGAAGCUUGAAAGAGAGGCAAUGGCUGUUGUUCAUUUUUCCCUGCUUUUGUUUUGUGUUUCUUCAGCUGUGGCGGGUCUGAUCCCGGUCCAGUCUGAGUGCACGCUGGGCCCAGUGUUCUGGUGUCAGGAUCUCCACAAGGCUCUGCAGUGCGGGGCAGUCCAGCAGUGCAUGCAGACAACAUGGAGCCAGCAAGCUGAGAAUAAUGAUGUCUGCAGCGACUGCACUAAGAUCAUUGAGCUGAUGAUGGACAUGCUGUCAAACCAAGACACCCAGGCUCAUAUCAAGAGCACCCUGCACAGUGUCUGCAGUCAGUUGCCAGGGGCUGGCUUGGUUGCCGAGUGUGACAAGCUGGUGGAUUCCAGCCUGCCCAUUGCCACCCGCUUCAUCAUGAACCAUGUGAAGCCUAGUGCUGUUUGCUUCGGUCUCGGAUUGUGCACACCCCAGCAAUCAGGAAAAGGAAUGCAGGAGCUCCUCACCAAUGAGAUUUCAGAGACUGGCUACAUUGUUUCUGAACAAGCACUUCCUCGGGCAACUAGCCAGUUAGAGCUGCAGGCCUCCCCCCAGUGCACACUUUGCCUUCUUAUCAUCAGGAAGCUGGAAAACAUGCUCCCGAAGGAGAGGACAGAGGACACUGUGGUCCAGCUCCUGGAACAGAUCUGCUCCCACCUCCCCUCCGAGGUCUCCCAGGAGUGCCAGGACUUUGUGGACAAGUACGGGAAGACUGUCAUUGACUUCCUGCUGUCCUCCAUGGCACCACACACGAUUUGCACCCUCCUGCACCUCUGCCUCGGAGUGGAGAGCCCAGUGCCAGUCAUCUCCACUGUAUCAGACUGUGAAGUUUGUGACAGCCUGGUCUCCAAGGUGAAGCUGUCCCUGGGUACGAAUGUCACAGCCCCUGAGUACGAGGCUGUCAUGGACGCUGUGUGCUAUUCCUACCAGCCUGCCUUCCAGGAGUGCAAGAACUUUGUCCAAUCCUACAAGCCCCAGCUGCUGAAGGUGCUGGGGAAGCCUUGGGAUUCUCAAACAACCUGCAAGGAAGUUGAAGCUUGUGUAACUGUAAAGACUGUCCCUCUGUUGGGAACAAAGGAGUGCACCUGGGGACCAUCUUACUGGUGCACAGACAUGCAGACUGCAAAAGAGUGCAAUGCUGUGGAGCACUGCCAGGCUCAUGUCUGGAAAUGAACCCCUCCCCCACCAGGCUGGCUUGAGGACAGGAGGUGACAAGGAUUUAUGUAGAGCAGCUCUCAGCAAGGUCUUCACCAGCAUGCCACUGCAUGACACAACAGCACAAACCAACGGACCGGAGCAGUCUCAGCCAAAAUACACUGUCCAAUUCAUAUCUGACAUUAAUACUAAAAUGAGUGUGCUAAAACCUUUCUUUCUAAUUAUGUUACUAACCCUUUGAAUUUGAUGGUUUGUACAAUUUAGUUUAUGUAGAUAGGCCUACAGUGUAAACAUUAUCUUACAGCUAUAUUGCAGGAAUUAAACUAAUAUAUUUGUUUGAACUUUUAUUCUAAAAUCAUCUUAUCACAGGUGUUUUAAAAAAUGUAUGUGGUGUACUAAAGCUUUACUUAAGUUAAUUGUCUCCAGGGAAACAAAUACUGUAUUUGGAAACCAUUUCUUUGAGCAGUCAAGUAUUUUAAUGUAGUUGGGUGAUCAUUUCAGACUACCAAGAAAGAAAUGAUAACUGCAGCAAAAGUGAGCUGUCAAAACGAUCAAUCUUUGAUUUUAUUUAUUUAUUUUUCCCUAUUAUCCAAAUCUGGCCUCUACCCACAUCCGUUGUCAGCUUGUUCUUCUUUAGGAAUAAUGCAUACAAUUUGUUUUGCUAAUAGAUUUCAGGUUCUGCUGUGUAUUUUACACUGUUCUCGAUCAAGUGCUUAAUAUACCAAGGAGGACAGUGUAUCAUUUCACCAGUGGACCUGUUUAAGUAAUUUUAAUUUCACCAAGUUUUGAAUUAAUUCAUUUCCAUCAUCAUAAGUUAGCCUUUUAGUAAAUGCAGCAGUUUAUGCUUGUGUUUUAAAUGUGAUAGGUAAGGCUUGCCAGUUUACUCCCAGUGACAGAGUACAAUCAUUUGUAUGGGUUGUUUAAUCUAGAACAUGGUAAUUCUGUACAUUUUUUUUAUUUUUAUUUAAAUAAAAUCUUUGUCCUGUUAA